Molecule: messenger RNA, 916 nt
Organism: Diceros bicornis minor
Lineage: Eukaryota; Metazoa; Chordata; Mammalia; Perissodactyla; Rhinocerotidae
Gene: PRR7
Product: proline rich 7, synaptic
Exons: 2
Coding region: 25-825 (266 amino acids)
Source: RefSeq, a predicted model, not a curated record
GGAUCCGCCGCCCGCGCCGCCGCCAUGGUUAUGUCCCAGGGCACCUACACGUUCCUUACGUGCUUCGCCGGUUUCUGGCUCAUCUGGGGUCUCAUCGUCCUACUCUGCUGCUUCUGCAGCUUCCUGCGCCGCCGCCUCAAACGGCGCCAGGAGGAGCGACUGCGUGAGCAGAACCUGCGCGCACUCGAGCUGGAGCCCCUGGAGCUCGAGGGCAGCCUGGCCGGGAGCCCCCCGGGCUUGGCGCCACCGCCACCACCGCACCGCGGCCGCCUUGAGGCGCCGGCGCACGCGCAUCAGCACGUGCACCCGCUCCUGCACGGGCCCGCGCAGCCGCACGCACACGCGCACGCACAUCACCACGCGCUUCCGCACCCGCCGCCACCGCACCUCUCCGUGCCGCCGCGGCCCUGGAGCUACCCGCGCCAAGCGGAAUCGGACAUGUCCAAGCCACCGUGCUACGAAGAGGCGGUGCUGAUGGCCGAGCCGCCGCCACCCUACAGCGAGGUGCUCACGGACACGCGCGGCCUCUACCGCAAGAUCGUCACGCCCUUUCUGAGCCGCCGUGACAGCGCCGAGAAACAGGAGCAGCCGCCGCCCAGCUACAAGCCCCUCUUCCUUGACCGGGGCUACACUUCGGCGCUGCACCUGCCUAGCGCCCCGCGGCCCGCGCCACCCUGCUCUGCGCUCUGCCUGCAGGCGGACCGCGGCCGCCGGGUCUUCCCCAGCUGGACCGACUCGGAGCUCAGCAGCCGCGAGCCGCUGGAGCACGGAGCUUGGCGCCUGCCGGUCUCCAUCCCCUUGUUCGGUAGGACUACAGCCGUAUAGAGGGGCGCCUGGCAUCCCGGGCCCCACCCGCGGACUCCUGGCCUGGCUUGACUGCGGGGCUUUUUAAAUGCUUCCUUUGGACUCCGGGGGC